Molecule: messenger RNA, 3088 nt
Organism: Centrocercus urophasianus (Greater sage-grouse)
Lineage: Eukaryota; Metazoa; Chordata; Aves; Galliformes; Phasianidae
Gene: TCTN1
Product: tectonic family member 1
Exons: 14
Coding region: 33-1730 (565 amino acids)
Biological process (GO): cilium assembly; protein localization to ciliary transition zone
Cellular component (GO): MKS complex
Source: RefSeq, a predicted model, not a curated record
CUGUCGUUGGGGGCGGCGUAGCAGCGGCCGUCAUGGCGGCGGAGCUGAGAUUUGGCCUGCUUCUUUUCUUGUCGCCGCUUCGGGCAGUCGAGCCCAGCACCGAGUUCCCGUCCAGCUCAGAAGCGCCAUCGAAGACCCGUGCUACCGCUUGGGAGCGGGGUCGUAGCGGGCCGGCCCCGCUCACGGACGUUGCCAAGCUGUGUGUUUGUGAUCUGCUGGUGGCACAGUGUGAUAUAAAUUGCUGUUGUGACCCUGACUGCAGUGCAGCAGAUUUCAGUCUCUUUACUACGUGUUCAGUUCCAGUUGUCACAGGUGACAGCCGUCUUUGUAGUCAGAAAGCUGCCAUAUAUUCACUUGAUACUGAAGCAAAUCCACCAGAAAGAGUUUUUAAAUUAGUUGACCAUGUAAAUCCCAGUGUUUUCUGCAUUCAUGCUACAAACUAUGAACAAGCACUCUCCUUUAGCUCCCCUGAAAUACCUACUGCUGAAAAUUUUGAUCAGCUGCUUAGAAAGUAUGGAAGGGCUACUUUCAGUGCUGAGCCCGACAGCUGGAGUAUGAACUCAGAUGCUUCAGAUUCUUCUGAUGCAAAUGAAAGUUACAGAUAUGAGUAUGGGGUUCCUAUACAGACGGUGGAUGCUUUUCUCAGGCUGCCAAGUCCUGUCGUCUCCUCUUGGUGCUCUGAUGCAAACCCUGCAGGGUUCUUAGUGCAGCAGGCUACAAAAUGCAUUCGAUCAAUCAGCGUGGAAAACUGUGGCAACAUUGAAGCAGCUACUAUGCUUUUUUACAUCAACUCCAGCAUUUUAGCAGUGCCUAAAUCAAGUCAGAUGGUUAACAUUACUGUCCGGUCCGUAGUUGUCCAGUCUCUGAAUGGAAUGCAGACUUUACUUAACAGCAGUGAUGUCCUCAGGCACCCUGUGAUUUUGAAUGAACUAUGCAUAAAUGUAGUUCUUGGGGUGAGUUAUCAUAUUACAUACACAGACACAGGAGAAAUAACAGAAGCAGCUGCUUCUUUUGUCUUGGGAGCAGUUAACAAAGAAGCACUCUCAAUACAACAGAGCUUUGAAAUCAGCUUUACUCAGGUGAAUACAAAUCCAGUUCCUUUCAGUGGUAAUCCUGGUUAUGUUGUUGGACUGGCUGUAAGAGCAGGCUUCAAGCCACAAGGAUCAGGCAUCAUUCAGAGUACCAACAAAUACAGUCAGCUCACUAUUCUGCAAAGCACAGCCAACCAAGAUUGUCUCACAGCACAGGAAGCCAGAACCCCAGUGUUAUUUGGUUACAACAUGAUAUCAGGCUGUAAGUUACGAAUUACAGCAGCUAUGAAUUGCCAGCCCUUGGCUCAGAUCCUCCUGGAUUUACUGAUGGGACAAAGCUUUCCUGAAUAUGUGGCCUCAUUUGGAAAUUCUCAAGCCCAGGAUGUGCUUGACUGGGUGCCAAUAACUCACCUUCGCAUCUCAGAACAGAGCUCCUGCCAAAUACCAGCAGCACUUGACAUAGAAGUGAAGUGGACUAAAUACGGAUCCCUAGUCAACCCACAAGCCAGAAUAGUAAAUGUUACAGCAACAAUCACUACUACUACAUUGAAGCAGCUUCCUCUGGGAAGAGAAAGGACUAUUCCUGUAACAAGUUCUGUUGUUUUCACUGAUAUUUCUUCACCUGCAGAACCAGGCUAUAAAGCUUGGCCCACCAUUAAUGCCAAGUUACCCCAUGACUUUUUCUUCCCAUUUGUCUAAGGUAAGUGCCCAAGCCAAAAAAAAAAAAAAGGAUAAAAAGCUAAUUAAUUUCUUUUUCUAUUUUUAAUCCAUUUCCCAAAGAAGCAAGGUUUAUCCAGUCACUGUGCUGGCCAGCCUUUCCUUCCAAACUGUAGGCAUGCCGAAUUAAAAACUGUUCAAUAGAAGAAAAGGUGAGUGAGCCCUCCUGAGGGUUCUCAAAAGCUUUAAGGCAGGGGAAAAAAGAGAAAGAAGCAUGAGUGAUGAGUUGCACCAAUUGCACUUCUGCUGGGAGGAAAAAAUGUUGCACAUGAGCUUCUUGGGGGCUGCAAGCUGGCCUGUCAGCACACAUUCAGCCAGCAGCUGGGCACUCUGAGCUCACCCCAGAUCAAUGGUCUGGGGCUCACAGCAAGCAGGCAGAAAGGGAAAGAAAGGGAAGGAGCACAGCUCCAUAGGAAACUAGGCUUUAUUAUUCUGUGAACAGCAGAGCUAAUUGUUAAUUAAUCAUGUGGCAUUAGAUAAGGCCUCCGCUUUAUCUGUUUCUAUAGAUGAAUGAGAUACACAUUCCUGGUUAUUUUCCCCAAAUCACUAAUUUGUUACAUUUCUUUUUAAAAAUGUGAACAGUUAAAUGAUGCUUUCAGAAGAGUUCAGUGACCCUCCAGCUGGCUGUGGCUAAAAUCAAUUGGAGAAGCCUGCUGCAGUCAACACCUUUUGAAAUUCCUAUUCCUCAAAUCUCACUCUUUAACUAUAAAAUACCCCAGGGCUGCCAGUACCUGAACAAGUUGACAUGGUAUUCAGACACCAGCCUAGUCCUUUAGAAUGUGCUUCCUAAUUUAUUUUUCUAACUGUUCCCAGAAGUCCACUCACCUAGAUCUUGUCUUACAGAUUCCUUUAAUGUGUUGAUUUAUGAGCUGUGGAAGCAGAUGACUUUGUAGCCCAGCAGGCUGCAAACGAACACUUAAAUGGAAGAAGAGAUGAUAGAAUACAGGAUCAGAACUCAGAUCUGUUGAGAAUCAAGCAUUGUUUGACAUAAGAUGGCAUGUGUUUGCCUCCAUUUUGGUGCUCAUGUGAUUGCCAGCUAAAGAAGUCAGAUUACAUAAAUAAUGAAGUGGCACAAGCAGCAACAGAAAAUGAAUCAACCAGCAGCGUGAAAAAGAACUAUUAGCAAAGAAGAGAUGUAGCAGUGGUGAAUGGUCAGCUGUGAGAGAUGAAAUGACCUUUCCAGCCUGGAUUCUUACGUCUGCUACAGCAAGUUUCUACAAGGUGAUGCAAAACAAAGAACCUUAUCACUGAAAAACAGAAUUCCUUGAAAUGAGUGGUACUUCCUGAAUGUACAGCUUGUAAAGUUGUGUCUUUAUUAAAUUAUUUUGCACUUGUCUGUA